Poecilia reticulata (guppy) is the source of this 3200-nucleotide messenger RNA. RefSeq names its product desumoylating isopeptidase 1-like. Gene Ontology annotation, molecular function: peptidase activity. NCBI's taxonomy places the organism in Eukaryota, Metazoa, Chordata, Actinopteri, Cyprinodontiformes, Poeciliidae. Gene Ontology annotation, biological process: protein modification by small protein removal. The record is from RefSeq and is a predicted model, not a curated record.
UGAAGGGGGUGGAGUUUAUCGUACGUAAUGCGGAGGCACUUUUUGACAGUCAUGUUAUGAUUACAUGAUUAGAUAAGUGACACAGCACUGACUCUCUUCACCCAUCAAUCUCAGGCUGGAUUUGACUGAAUUUUCCUUUUUUUUUUUUUUUUCUUCAAAGAUAAGUCUUUCUUUGACUCGUUAUUUCUAUAACACUGCUUCCACUUUUCGAUUUCUGUUGCUAGCUAGCUAGCUGGAGGUCAACUUUUGCCGAGACAGUCGGGCAACUUCGCCGUUGGUUCCAGUUGGAAAAGACUCCUUGUUGCACCAUGGCCCAAAACAACUCUUCUUUUCCGGUGAAACUGUUCAUUUACGACCUGUCCAGGGGAAUGGCUCGCCAGCUGAGUCCAGUUAUGCUAGGGAGACAGUUGGAUGGCAUAUGGCACACAGGUGUUGUUGUCCACGGAAAAGAGUUUUUCUUUGGUGGAGCUGGAAUCAACCGCUGCCUACCUUGUGGCACUAUACUGGGCCAGCCGAACUCAGUAGUGGAUUUGGGUUACACCGAGGUGAAUGAAGAUUUGUUUAUGGAGUAUCUGGACUCGCUGGCUGAGUCAGAGUACAGAUGUGACAGGUAUAACAUGUUUGAGCACAACUGCAACACCUUCAGCAACGACGUGGUGCAGUUCCUCACCGGCAAAAAGAUCCCGUCGUACAUCACAGACCUUCCAUCUGAAAUACUCUCCACAGUCUUAGCCUCUGGCUCCUUCGCUGUCCCCACACCCCCUCUCCUGUUGGGAUGGAGGCUGAUAGAAGCUGACAUGACGGUGGAAUUGUCCUCACCAUCGAGUUAAUGUGACCCAGGGGAAGCUGUCCAUGUACGCUUGGCCUGAUGGCAAAGGAUGCAAAGUGUGUUUCAUCGUGAAGAAUCCGGGAAAAGGGCGACCGAUUGGAGGUAAACUGAAAGAACAGUGAGUGAAACUCUUCAGCUGAACAAUAAACCGUUUUUUUAAUCUCCCUAAACCAUAAGCAACACAAUUUCAACAAACUGUCCUCAUUGGACGAGCAGAUUUUCAAACUUCUUAAUCGUCACUAAAGAAUCUAAACUUACUCCGAUCACUCCGGAAUGCUCAUUUUAUUUACUAGACGAUUCAUAUAGUUUGGAAAAUGCUCUUUUUUCUGACUGAAACGUUAUCUUACACACUGAUUUUUUACUUCUUUUUCAUUUUUUUUACUCAAGGUCAUGAAUGAAGUGAAAAUUUGACAGAAGUCAGCCUCAUAAAGCAAAGAUAAAAACAACAAUCUAAAGUUGCAUAAACCUCUACAUUAUUUGAACAAAAAUAGUUGUUUGCAUUUAUUAAGUUAAAGAAUCAAUGUAUAUUUGACCGUUUUAUUACUAUUUUUAUGGUUCUUAACAGUGCAACAAAAGAGAUAUGAAAGGAAAAAAAAAGAAAAAAUACCCUUAUUGGUUAAAGGGAGUCAUCACUUCAGUGCCUUGCAGAAGUAUUCACACUAUGAAGCUUUGAGUCGCUGCCUGUUAGAACCUGGCUGCAGUUACAGCUGCAGGUCUUCUGGGCCGUUUCUACUAGCUUGGUUCACCUGGAAUCAGAAAACGUUUUUUUUAAUUAUUUAUUCUGAGAUUAAAUUGGAAACAAAAGAGGACUUCUCAGGAGAGUUGAUUGCGCAGGAUCUUAUUUUGGGGUGUCUGUGUAAAGUGGCCAAAAACUCACUUGUUAUAUUCUUAUUUGUAAAAAAAUAUAUAGAUAUACAUUUAAAAAACAUUUCCUUCUAACUGUACCCAUUAUGUUGUUCUAUUACAUAAAACCACAUAAACUAUAUUGAAGGCUGUGAUUAAGCGACUAAAUAUGACAUAAUUCAUAAUUCAGGUGGUAUAAAUACUUUUGCAAGGCACUGCAUGAUUCCUUAUUCUAUUGCUCCCUAUAUUUAUUGAAGAUGCAUAAAAUAAACACCAUGUUUGAAUUAUAAAACUCAAAGGAGCAGUUUUAUAUACAUAACCCCAAAACAUAGGCCAGUUUGUACACAUGCUAACUAUAAUUUACUAUGUAACUAUUUAUGAAAUAAACUUUUAUUUACUUCAACUACCUGGAGACUACUUUUAUUCUAAGAAUGAAAAUUGUCUGUAAGAACUACUAUUAAUGACAAAAACUUUCCAGUUUCUCAGAUAGUUUGAAUUUCUUUGGACAAACAAGUUAGCAAAAAGGCUAGUAGUAAUAUUAGCGUGUAUGCUAGCUUUUCAAAUGAUUUGCUUGACAACCUGACUGCAUUGUUAUAAAUACAGAAACAAAAAGCAAUUAUAGUAAGCCAAUUUUGAAUUUUAUAUGCUUCAUCCAUUGGAUGAGAUACAUCUUUCUGUGUCAUGGUUUAUGUUGAUGUAAAUAGCAUAUUUUGUUAAAAAAAAACAAUGAAAAAUGCUAAAAUCAGCCUUUUCUUCUUCUGUUAUGAAUAUAUACUGGGUGUUUCUGUGUUUUUUGUGUCGAAGUUCUGGGCCGUUCCAGACUCUGGUAAAAUGAGCACUCAUUGUUUAAUCCCAGACUUAAUAUUAUCAGCUGGUUGGCUAGGCAGCUAACUCCGCCGGAGUUAGAGCUCUGUCUACUCCCACCUCUGCCAUAUUACAUAGCAGUGUUACUGAUUCACUAUUUUUACUCCAGGCAAGAAACCAUAAUAUAAGUUCCCUAAAAUGUGAUUCUUUUUUUGGAUUAAAGGAACUAAUUACAGUGUGACUAGUUGGUUUAGUGUCAUACCCGGGCUAGCUACCAGAACCUUUACUUGGCUGACACAAGUUUGGAAUUUGCUCCUCCGACAUCCAUAUUAAAACCAAAACAUUAAAAAUAAAAACAUGUUUGUGUACAAACCAAGCUACGACUUCUAAACUAUAGACAGAGAAACAUUGGUUUUAUCCAGACUGGAUCUCUACAGGGCUUGAUCAUCCUGUGAUAUAGCAAAGCUGCAGCGGUUAAACAUCUACAAGCCCAAUGCAGCAGAGAGGAGCCUGAGUGUGUUUUUAACUCAUCUUCUAGAGUGAGUAGCAAUGAGUGUGUCUCCUGGUUUUUUUCCCCCACACAUUGAAAAUCUGAGCUCUUGCUUUUUUCAUGUACAUUGGAAAGCGUGUCUUUGCUUAGCCCCUGGGCAUGUUGGACUGUUAAGGAAGUGCAGUACCUGGCUCGCUCCAAAGUUUUUCUUGAGUUCAGCAAUGUGGUAGGUCA